Messenger RNA from Esox lucius (northern pike), 2937 nucleotides. RefSeq names its product aspartate aminotransferase, cytoplasmic. Gene Ontology annotation, cellular component: cytosol. The transcript is spliced from 9 exons. The coding region runs from base 150 to 1382 and encodes 410 amino acids. The record is from RefSeq and is a predicted model, not a curated record. Gene Ontology annotation, biological process: L-aspartate biosynthetic process. Gene Ontology annotation, molecular function: pyridoxal phosphate binding; L-aspartate:2-oxoglutarate transaminase activity. Lineage: Eukaryota; Metazoa; Chordata; Actinopteri; Esociformes; Esocidae.
AUUGACGCCUGUUCGGUUCCCUCUCUGCGUGUUGAAGGUGAAUUCGCUUGUCCCGACUGCCUCCGCCUGGGCUGCUCUCAAUCGCUCGGGUGCUUAAUAACAACGGAUUUCUCCCCUUCUUUUGCUUUGUGCCGGGAUCCCUAAAAAAAAUGUCUAUAUUCGCUGAAGUACCUCAAGCUCCUCCCGUGGCAGUUUUUAAAUUAACUGCCGAUUUCAGAGAGGACACUCACCCGCAGAAGGUGAAUUUGGGAGUCGGAGCCUACCGUACAGAUGACUGUCAGCCAUGGGUUCUGCCUGUGGUGAAGAAGGUGGAGAAGAUGAUAGUGGAGGACAAUAGUCUGAACCACGAGUAUCUCCCCAUCCUGGGUCUGCCUGAGCUCCGCUCUGCUGCCUCCAAGGUGGCCCUGGGAGACGACAGCCCUGCCAUCAAGGACGGGAGGGUGGGAGCAGUGCAGGGUCUGGGAGGGACUGGUGCCCUGAGGAUCGGGGCGGAGUUCCUGCGGCGCUGGUACAAUGGAACCAACAACAAGGCCACGCCCGUCUACGUCUCCGCGCCGACCUGGGAGAACCACAAUGCGGUGUUUGCUGAUGCCGGGUUUACCGACGUACGUCCGUAUCACUACUGGGAUGGAGCAAAGAAAGGUCUGGACCUGACCGGUAUAAUGGAUGACCUGGAGAAAGCCCCGGAACACUCCAUCUUCGUGCUGCACGCCUGCGCCCACAACCCCACCGGGACCGACCCCACCCCUGACGAGUGGAAGAAGAUCGCUGAGGUCAUGAAGAGGAGGAGUCUUUUUGCCUUCUUUGACUCAGCCUACCAGGGCUUUGCUUCAGGGAACCUGGACAAGGACGCCUGGGCCAUCCGGUACUUUGUGUCCCAGGGCUUUGAGCUGUUCUGUGCCCAGUCCUUCUCCAAGAACUUUGGCCUCUACAAUGAGCGUGUUGGUAAUCUGACUGUGGUGGCCCAGGACAAAGACAACCUGACCCGUGUCCUGUCUCAGAUGGAGAAGAUUGUCAGGACCACAUGGUCCAACCCCCCCUCCCAGGGAGCCCGGAUCGUGGCCAUCACACUCAACAACCCUGAGCUCUUCACAGAAUGGAAGGGGAAUGUGAAGACCAUGGCUGAUCGCGUCCUGUUGAUGAGAGACCAGCUCAAGGCCAAGCUCAUCGCCCUGGGGACCCCUGGAACCUGGGACCACAUCACUGAGCAGAUCGGCAUGUUCAGCUUCACCGGACUGAACCCCAAGCAGGUGGAGUACAUGAUCAAGGAGAAGCACGUGUUCCUGAUGGCCAGUGGGCGCAUCAACAUGUGCGGCCUGACCUCCAAGAACAUCGACUACGUCGCCGAGUCCAUCCACGAAACCGUCUCCAAGGUCCAGUGAGGCCCCGCCGCCUCGACCUCCGGCUACUUCCUGCUUCCUGUCCGCGGCGGGGAAGUAGCGUAGCUGUCACGUGUGUGUUCUCGUUGAGCCCCGCCCCCUCCCUUCUGUGUCCAUGUUUCUGAUUGGUUGAAUUGCACUAUGGGGAUUAGGGAUUUUGCGAUUGAACCGAUGGCAGCUGAGCGCACUGUGUUUUAUUAUGGACGGUAGGCUAACACACCAUUCUGUUAAUACGCACACUCUAUUUUCCGGGGUCAUCGACAGGCACCUUACUGGCCAAUAACGGCCCACUAACGAUUGUCUUUGGCCCUGCCCAAAAUGCUUGGUAAAAUAUACAGUUACAUUUACAUCCUUUGGUCAGAAAUGACAGUAGAAUCACCUGGAAUUUAGCUAAAUCGUUCUUUAAUUUAGGACAUCUUUUCUCAUGUAUUCUUAUGGACACAUUGUAGGACUUGAUGUAAUCUCAGUGUAAUCAUCAUACGACGGUGUUGUUACUUUCCAAACUGUUACGUUUUUAGCAGUGGUCAUUUUGCAGUGCAUACAUUACAGUUAUGUCUCAUCCACCCGGCCCAAGGCUGAGUAAAGUUACCUUGCUCUUCUCUGAAUGUAAAGCUAUCCAUCUACAGGUUGGGGGAGGCACAUGCUUAGGAUAUUCUUUUGUUGGUGAGUUAAUUUUCUCUGUUCAUAGAUCACUAUGGCUGAGUCCCAAAUGGAUCCCUUGUUCCCUUUUUAUUCCCUUGGUUAAAGGGAUGUAUAGGAGUGUAUAGGGACUGGGUUCCACUUGUAGACCCAGCAAGUGCCAUCUUUGAGCAGUAAAACAACUGCAGGCCUCCGCAUCGCCUAUGCUGAAUUUUAUUUAUUAGUUUGGUUCGGUUCAUGUUCAAUGUGAAAGACACCAGUAGUUGGGUGAUAAGCAUCUGUUCAAAUCAAUUCUGUGAUUCUCUGGUCGACAUAGGAACCAGAACUCCACAUGCAACCGCAAUCUGAGCGCAUACGAACAAGAUUUAAACAUUAAGUGGUUCCAGAGAACAAUCGCAGCAUUCUUGAAUGUGUGAAAUGGUGCAUUGUGGUUAAUAUGGAGUUCUCCGCAAUUUCACAGAGGUCAUUGAAAUUAAGGUCACGGGUUGCUGUAGGUCUGUGGUUUUGAGGGUUUUAUGCCAUGCUAACACUCUGAGCAGCUAGGGAAAAAAAGCACAUACCACUCCUGUGGUAAUGGUCAAUCCAGAAGAUUCUGUCUUCGGGGCUUAGGGUUACUGUUAGGCCUACACAGAAGUGUGCCAAAAUAUAUUUAAACAAGAAAGGAAACUCUUCUGUUGGCAACCAGGAAAUGCUAUUAACAAUAUUAUUACUGUACACCUCCACCCUUAACGGUUACAUGACUGUGUUUGUUGUGUUCUUGUGAUAUUUUUUUACCCGACAAUUGCUCCUUUUCACCAACGUUUCUUCUGCCUGUACACGGCCAAUCCGCACGGGGUUGCCAUGGUUAUACUGACAUGUAUGUAUGUAUGUAUGUAUGUACAUUGAUGCAUAUUAAAUUAUGAAUCACGUGUCGUUUCUC